Chenopodium quinoa (quinoa) is the source of this 2599-nucleotide messenger RNA. RefSeq lists its product as uncharacterized. The transcript has 9 exons. Bases 1483 to 2532 code for a protein of 349 amino acids. NCBI's taxonomy places the organism in Eukaryota, Viridiplantae, Streptophyta, Magnoliopsida, Caryophyllales, Amaranthaceae. The record is from RefSeq and is a predicted model, not a curated record.
AUCACCUAAAAUAGUUCUUAGUAACAUGACAUGAUAUUAUAAAUUACAAGUAUAGUGCAAUGUAAUAAAUUUUCAGCGUAAACGUAAUGAUUUAUUAAAAAGACCAAGUCAUAUUUUGAUUUUACAAUACCAAACAAAUUCACCAACGAAGAUUAACAUAUUCUCCUAUUCAUUACUGUCAUCUCUACUAUCAUUACUGGAAUCAUCACUACUGUCAUCUAAUAAUACAUCGAUGUUCUCAUCCUCGUCAUGAUCACUAGAGUCGAUGCUAGAUCCAUCAUCUUCCUCGCUUGAGAUAACAAAGCCAUCGUCAUCAUCUUCAUCAUCAUCAUCUAGGACGUAGCCUGGAAUGUCAUUCGGUGGGCAAAGCGUUGCAUGUACUUGUGGGGAUGGUGCCUGCAAAAACUCUAAGUCCAUCGGAGCAUCAACCACUGACCUUGCUUGUGUUUUAAAAACAGCCCACCAUUGAACUCGAUCCCGUUUCAGGCUAGGGUAUGAUGCGUAGUACACUUGAGUCACUUGGUAAGAUAAUACAAAGGGAUCGUACUUGGGGUAUUUCUUAGUAUGAUUGACUUCGACAAGCUUGUAUUGUUCAUGUAUGUUCAUUCCCCUUCCACAAUCCAUCCAACUGCACUUAAACAAAAUACUCUUGUACACUACUAGAAAUAGGCUUAUUUCCGAGGGAAUGCUUCCGACGGAAUUUAAUUCCCUCGGAAAAUUCAAAAUUUCCGAGGGAAAUUGACUUUGUAGGAAUAAUCCGUCGGAAAAUGUCCUUACCGACGGAAUAUUCCCUCGGAAAUUUUCUGACGGAAUUUUAUUCCCUCGGAAUAUUUGGGUUACGACGGAAUAUUCCCUCGAAGUGGUUUCCGACGGAAAUUAUUCCCUCGGAAAUCACAGGUUCCGACGGAUUUCCGAGGGAAUAAUUUCUGUCGGAAACUGCGAAAAAAAUAAAAAAAAAAACGCAACCCUGUACAGAACACAGAAAGAAAAAAAACACGAGAGGAAGAGAGAGAAGGCGACACAGGAAGAGAAAGAAGAAGAGAGAGAAAGGGAGAAGGAGAAAGAGGAAGAGGGAGAAAGAACACGGUCACCACCACCACCACCCCACCGCUAGGUCGCCGCCGGUUCACCGGAAAUAACCACACCCACCGCCGAUUUGGGUCACAACCACCAAGAGUCAAAGUCGGCGGCGUUGAAUAGUGCCUUGAACACCAGCCGGCCGCCGGUCAACAACCACAAACAACGCCCUGUUGCCGCCUACAACAGGAUUUGUAGAUAUAAUCGGUUCUUUGGCAUUAACAAGGGCAGAUCUACAGGUAGUCAUGGCGGGUGGAAAAAGUGGGCAGUCGUCGAAGAAAGCAAAGGGGAAAGAGAAAGAGACCGCCCGCGCCCUGUUCAUCGACGACCAGGAUGAGGAGAUGUUCGAUGCGGAGGCAGCCGAUUUGGGUGAGGAUCAGACGUCCCCAUCCACUCCUGUAGAAGAUGGGCCACGGGAUGAGUCAGAGGACGAGCCACAGGAUGAGUCACAGCUCCCGUUUUUGGACCCUACUACGCUGUGAUAAGUUUGAUGAUCAUAAGGUUCGGAGUGCGGUAUCCGGUACGAUUACUGGAUACUACCGAGCCCCUUGGAGGAACUUCUCCGAAGUGCCUCCAGCUACGAAGGAACACUGGUGGAACUUGUUCAGCGCACAAUACAGAUGGGCACCUCAGAUGGACGAGCUAGUGAAGAUCACAUUUCGGAGGAGGGUAGCCACACGCCUGCGUGACAUGUUCCACACCAUCACGCACAAGAUGAAAGGCGCCAGGCCAAGUUGGUUGAGUGCGGAGAUCCACAAGGAGAUGAUGGACAUUGUGGAUAGCGACCCAACUUACAAGGAGAGGUCGGCGCAGAACAGAAGGGGCGGAUCUAUGGAAAAUCCCGUCCGAGGGACCCACUUUCAGGGUUCGUUGGCAGCUACCCAACAUGCAAAAAGGAUGGCGGCGAAGAACAAGGGCCAGCUACCAACAGCUCCUGAGCUAUUUCUGAAGACACACUUCAAGGAGCUGCCUGGGAAAGGCACAGUGCCAAUAAACCCCACAGCUCAGCAAAUUGCGGAGGCCUACCAGAAGAGGGUUGAGGCGGCUAGCACUCAAAGGACUCAGAAGAGUCCGAAUGAGCUGUACUGGGAGAUAGUGGGUGGUCGGAACAAAAAAGGACGUGUGAAGGGACUAGGCGAAAGUGCUGACAUGUACUAUGGCAGCCAGAUAGGUCGCCGACUUUCCAUACACACGCCCUCCUUUGUUUCUAAGAUGCAGGAUCAGAUGGAAUCCAGGGUCCAAGCUCUUCGGGAACAAAUGGAAGACGAUAUGGAAGCCCGAGUUCAAGCCCAACUACAAGCCCAAAUUGAAGAAAUGGAGAAGAGGCUGGAAGAAAGGAUGAUGGGUCGUUACGCCAAUGACUCAUGUUCCAACGUGCGACCUCCAUUUCGAGAUCCCAGGGACGACGACCCGGGUUUUGGUGGAGCUGGCCAGGCCUCUCGCGCUGUUGUAUAGCAUUGAUGAACUUAGUGUUUGUUAGUUCUAAUUUUAUAUUAACUUAGUGAUUAUUGUAAACAUUGGA